AUGGCUUCUGAGAAGGCCGCAUCGCGCUCUCCCAGCGCGAGUCUGGAACCUGAGACGAUGAAGGCACGCAUGGAAGCCCGUUUGGCUGCCAUUGACACCAGUUCAGAAGACGACGAACCCGAACAAACCCGCAAGAAGAGCAAGUCACCACCACAAGCCACCCAGGCAAGCGACUCGGAAGAAGAAGUCGUCUUCCGCCCCAGAGGACGGCUCGCUGCCCAGCUCAAGGGUGGUGCCGAGCCUUCAGACGCAGAAGACAAGCCCGAGAGCUUCCUAGACCGAAUUCAGAGACGACUGGCGUCCAACAAUGACGAAGAUGCAGACGAAGAGGACGAGGACGCGAUUAUGGGAGACGCGGAAGAAGAUGACAUUCCGGUAGCACCACGGCGACUGCAGAGGAAGCAGGACAGACAAACCACGCCGCCACCCCCACAGAGCCCAGCGGCACGGUCGAGUCCUGGACUAUUCGUGUCUCCGGAUCGCCAGUCACCCAUCAAGCCUGCAACAAUAACAGCCGAUGACGCUUCCGACUCGGACUCACUCCCCUCGAUUACAAAGAAUGCCAGGUUCCAGGCACUCGUCGAGCGCAAGAAACAAGAGAGACUCACACGCGAAGCAGAGGAGGAGAAGAAGCGUGCCGAGCGAAUGGAGCGCCAGCCCACCAGCAACGUCGACCUCUUCGACGACGAUGAUGACGCUGGCAACGUCUCCGAUAUUACAGACGACGAGGGCGGCCGGAAGCUCAGCCAGGCCGUAAGGCCCACGAGGAAGGCCGGGAAGAAAGCCGUCGAAGAGAUGGCUCGCGAGACCCAGCGCAUGGCCCGUAACAUGCAGCUUGCCCACGAGGCCAAGACGAGAAAGAAAUUCACAAAGGCGGAUUUCCUCCAGAGGUUCAACUUCGGAGCUCAACCCAAGCCUGAUCCCAAGCUGUCGAGCUCCAGUCGCCCUACCACGCCUGUCUCGGCGCACCAGACCGACGCUGAGAUGAAGGACCCCGAGACACCGCCUAGCUCCCCGCCUGUCGCCAAGGCUGCCUCUCCUGCAAAGGUUCAAGAGCCCACCACCGUCGCGCAGCGUACUGUUGACUCCGAUGGUGAUGGCGGCAUACCUUCCCUCGAUGACGUGUUCGAGGCAUCGAGAAGAGUUGACAAAGGCAAGGCCAAGGCCGUUGCGUCUCCCGAAGAGACGGUUGUCAAAGACGUUAAACCUCGACGUCAAGUCCGCAUCAAGCUGCCCUCAGUCUCAGUAAACCAUGCAGUCAUCGACCUUGACGACGAUGAUGAUCUGGCCAUCGCCAAAAACAGCAAAUUCGAUGCCAUUUUCAACAGGGCCCCUGGAAGCAAGGCAGAUGGAUCUCGAUCUCUACUCAAUCUGCGCCGCCUCGCUCGGGUGGGAUCGCCAACCAAAGAGAGAAAGAGAAAAUACGAAAAGGCAACAAUCACCACGGCUCAAUUGCGGAUGACUUUGCAGCAGCGCGCCCGCCAGCAGGCCAAGAUGGAGCGCGAAAAGCGAGUCGAGUACUUAAAGUCAAAGGGCAUCGUCGUGCAGACCGCCGAGGAGCGUGAGCGCGAGAUGCAAGAGGUUGAGGACAUCGUCUCCCGCGCCAGAAGGGAAGCCGAGGAGAUCAUGGAGCGCGAGAGAGCAGCUGCCAAGAAGGAGAAGAAAGAGAAGAGGAAGAAUGGCGAGCUCGAUGUCUGGGACGACAGCGACGACGAGUCGUACGGCGGUUCCGAAGAGGAGGCGGAGGGAGGCGUUGAGGUUGAGCUUGAGUUGUCUGGCUCUGAAGACGAGGAUGCCGAUGUGGAUGAAGAUGGCUCCGAGGCGGAGAUGGAAGGUGUUGCGCUGUUCGACAACGAAGCUGACGAUAGCGGCUCAGAGCACCCUGAAGCCGAGGCUGAUGCUUCAGAAGUCGAGAAUGACCCCGUGUCUGAAGACGACUUGGGUCUUCCUACGCGCAACAUCCGUCGAACAAAGAAGAGCCAGGUCAUCUCGGACGAUGAAGACGAGGACAGAAUCGAGGCGACGCCUAGGCCCAGGACUGCAACUCAACAAUCUCCCGUUGCACCCAACACCAAGUCACCCGCCGUCCCCACCUCGGUACUGCGCUCUGCGAAGAAGACAUUUAUUCCUGGACUGCCUGUUACAGGAGCCGCUGGGCUAGGUCUUACCCAGAUCUUUGCUGGUACAAUGGAUGAUAGCCAGGCAGCUCUCGGCACGAUCCCAUCUCAGUCACCUAUGCCGGAUUUCGACAGCCUUCCCGACUCUAACUUGAUGGGCCUCACCCAACAACACGACAGCAUGAUCCUCGAUAGCCAGGGCGGCGACACCCAGAGAGCCGAGACGCAGCCGGAUUCAGCAGAAGGCGUACACCUUCACUUCACUCAAUCCCAGGCGCAUGGGUUUGACAGCCUCCUGCGUGACGACGAGCCGUUUACGCAGGUUUCUAUGGAUGCCACUCAGGACGCUGGCCCACAAGACUACACGCCGUUGAAACAGCGCUUCGUCGAGCCGCCUCCUUCGACCGUAGACACCAUGGUCCUCGACAACGAUGCCGAGGUUGACUCAGUACAGGAGUCGCCUCUUGUUCGCAGGGGCAAACUGCGCCGCAAGAUCGAUAUCGCAGCUGCUGUCAUGGAUGACGAAGACGUCGCGGAGUCCAGGGCCAGUCCCGAGGUCGACGAGUUCGGCUUCAAGACGACAGCUUUCAACGUCAUGAAGGAGGCCGUCAAGAAGCAGAAACAGCUCAAGAAGGCGGAGGAGUACAACCGCAAGAAGAGCAAGGCCAAGGAAAUGGUGGAGGACCAGGCCGACGAGUCCGAGGACGAAUACGCUGGACUUGGAGGUGCGGAUGGCGAGGACAGCGACGACGACAGUGAUGCUGCCUCCGUGAAGGAGAUGAUUGACGACGAGAACGGCAUGACUGCCGAUGACGAGCGCAAACUUGCUGCUCUUCACGCUGAUAAUGAGCGUCAGAGCGACGAGAAGAUGGUAGACAAGCUCUUCCACGACAUUACGACUGGCAUGCUCCGUCGUAAGCGCGGCGCCGACUAUGACCUCUCCGACUCAGAUGACGGCGGUGAGGCCCGUCGGCGUUUGAAGCGUCGCCAGUUCCAGAAGAUGCAGCAGGCCCUCUUCGCCGACGAACGCAUCAAAAAGAUUGCCGAGAAACCAGGCAACCAGGCCUUCCUUCGCACCAUCGAGGACCGCGGCAGCGACGAGGAGAUGGACUUCCUCGAUUUCGCGCCCGAACCGGCGGAAACUGAGGACUCUCAGUCCCAGGAGCAGCAGCAGCAGACUACUGUGCCUGACAGCCAACCUGGGGCGCAACGUGCACCUCUCGCCUCCAACGCCGCGAACGUGCCCUCCACCACCAACGCUCGCAGGACAAAGGACGGCAAGAGGCCCUCUAAUCUGGGCGAGAUUCGCGAGUCCGUCUCCAGUCUGCUCGAGGACCUUAACGAGGUGAUUCCUGCUACCGAUCCGCAGUCGGACAGCGAGGCGGAUGACGAGGAGGCACAACCCUCGCGCGGGGGUGACAAGGAGAACCACUCCCCCGGUAAGAACCCCCGUCGCACAAACUCGCGCCAGGUGGUCGUCGACCGCCUCACGAUGAAGCGCCAGUCAUCCUCCACCAUGUCGACGACAUCCACUAAGCUCGCCUUUGCUAUGCCCAACGCCGCUGCCUCGGCUUCUAGCGGCGGCAGCAGCUUCAGAGUCCCCGCGCUGCUCCGGCGCGCGACGACGAACUCGUCCGUGUUGAGUUCGCAGGGCAGCGGCGGAGGCAGUAUCAGCGGUGGUAUUGGCGGCAGCGGAGCUGGCAAUGGCGGGGCCGCGGGUUUCUCUGCUCGUGGCGGUGGUGGCGGUGGUUUCGGCGACGAUGGCAAGAUUAAGAAGAACGCAAGUAAGAAGUCUGGUGUUAGUGCUUUGGCGAGAGAGAAUGAGCGCCGCGCGGCGAUCCAAGAGAAUGAGAAGAGGAGGGAGGCGAGGAAGUGGAAGGGUGCUGAAAGGAGACACCAGGCUGUCAAUGGGCUGUUUGGUUCGGGCAAGUUUGAGUGA
Colletotrichum godetiae is the source of this 4056-nucleotide messenger RNA. RefSeq names its product MRC1-like domain-containing protein. Gene Ontology annotation, biological process: activation of protein kinase activity; mitotic DNA replication checkpoint signaling; mitotic G2 DNA damage checkpoint signaling. NCBI's taxonomy places the organism in Eukaryota, Fungi, Ascomycota, Sordariomycetes, Glomerellales, Glomerellaceae. The transcript has 2 exons. Bases 1 to 4056 code for a protein of 1351 amino acids. The record is from RefSeq and is a predicted model, not a curated record. Gene Ontology annotation, molecular function: anaphase-promoting complex binding.